Molecule: messenger RNA, 675 nt
Organism: Nothoprocta perdicaria
Lineage: Eukaryota; Metazoa; Chordata; Aves; Tinamiformes; Tinamidae
Gene: TMEM208
Product: transmembrane protein 208
Exons: 3
Coding region: 64-375 (103 amino acids)
Biological process (GO): vacuolar protein processing
Cellular component (GO): intracellular membrane-bounded organelle
Source: RefSeq, a predicted model, not a curated record
CCGUCCCCGCUGCAGCUUGUGUUCGUGUUCAGCCUGGUGGUCCACGGCACCAGCUACCGCUCCAUGACCGCCAUGGCAAAGCCGUCGUUCACAGAGGAGGGCAGCCUCGCCGACGGGGGCAUCGACCUCAAUAUGGAACAGGGGAUGGCAGAGCACCUCAAGGAUGUGAUCCUGCUGACAGCUAUCGUCCAGGUGCUGAGCUGCUUCUCCUUCUACGUCUGGUACUUCUGGCUCUUGGCUCCGGGCCGCGCGCUCUACCUCCUGUGGGUGAACAUCCUGGGGCCCUGGUUUACAGCAGACUCUUCGCCGGCCAGCCAGGAGGCCAACGAGAAGAAGCAGCGGCGACAAGAGCGCCGUCAGAUGAAGCGCUUCUAACCCGGGCUGGGGAGAUGGAUUUGAUGCUGUCUCUCAUCUCCAUGCUGUUCAUCAGGGAUGCAACUGAAGCCAAUCAGAAACCAUCGCAGUAUCUGUGUUGCCCUGUCAUUGCUGCCAUUUCACUCUAAAGGCUGCAAGAGCCUUCCCUUGGUUGGUUCUUAGUGCCAGUCGAGGCCUUGCUCCUUGUGAUGACAAGGGUAGGUUAUGCUGGGAUGUGUGUAAAUACCUUUUUAAAGCAGUGCUGUAUUGCAUUCAGGGUUGGGGAUUGCAAUGUUGGAGGAAAUACUAUAUUAAAGAGCA